Oncorhynchus tshawytscha (Chinook salmon) is the source of this 2428-nucleotide messenger RNA. RefSeq names its product probable G protein-coupled receptor 85. Lineage: Eukaryota; Metazoa; Chordata; Actinopteri; Salmoniformes; Salmonidae. Gene Ontology annotation, molecular function: G protein-coupled receptor activity. The record is from RefSeq and is a predicted model, not a curated record. Gene Ontology annotation, cellular component: plasma membrane. The transcript has 2 exons. Gene Ontology annotation, biological process: G protein-coupled receptor signaling pathway. The coding region runs from base 619 to 1752 and encodes 377 amino acids.
CUCAGAAUGAGUGAUCCGGUCGCACUCUCUCCGACUGUAGGCUAUAAUGACUGACGAAGGUAACGAGAGGACUUGUGAUGCUGCACCCACUGAGCAGAUGUUGCCACGAGAGACUAUAGUGCUGCAACAAGAGACAAGACACGUCUUGGAUCACAAAUAGGAUCCGUGCGCAUGCUCCGUCUGUUCCGUUUACUGUAUAUUCACUGUGGUAAAAGGGCAGGCAGGCAACAAACCAAGCUUUUUACAGCAAAGUGGCUUCUACAAUGUAAAUACGCUCCAGGGAAACCAAAAGGGAUAUCAACAGGUAUGCUUUUAAUUUACAUCGUAGCAGUUAUUUCGAUUUUUAUUCGCUUAUUUUCUGUGGUUUUGGAUUCCCUUCAAUUCAUAGCGGGUUCUUGGAAAUUCUUCUGCCUAAUGGACGUGCGGAUUCGCCACACUGUAAUGUUCAAUCCAACAGUGAACGGUAUUUUUAGGUGUGAUGAGACAAAAGAACAAAGGAUGCCGUAGAAGAGAGGCUGCUUACAAGCCGGGAAUCUGCUUCAAAGCACAACAAAUGGAUCUAUCGCCUCCCCCUGCCGCCUCUAGAUAAUGAUACUUGGCUGAAGCUACUACAUCUUUAUGAUCCCUCCUCCAUCUAUGGCGAACUAUAGCCAUGCAGGGGACCACAACAUCUUGCAGAAUGUCUCUCCUCUCGCCACGUUUCUUAAACUGACAUCCCUGGGUUUUAUCAUUGGAGUCGGCGUCGUUGGCAACCUCCUGAUCUCCAUCCUACUGGUCAAAGACAAGAGCCUGCACCGCGCACCGUACUACUUCCUGCUGGACCUGUGCGCCUCGGACAUUCUGCGCUCCGCCAUCUGCUUCCCCUUUGUUUUCACCUCCGUCAAGAAUGGUUCCACCUGGACGUACGGCACGCUUACCUGCAAAGUGAUAGCCUUCCUGGGGGUGCUGUCCUGCUUUCACACAGCGUUCAUGCUCUUCUGUGUGAGUGUGACACGCUACCUGGCCAUAGCCCACCACCGCUUCUACACCAAGAGGCUCACCUUCUGGACGUGUCUGGCAGUCAUCUGCAUGGUGUGGACGUUGUCGGUGGCCAUGGCCUUUCCCCCGGUGCUGGACGUGGGGACGUACUCCUUCAUAAGGGAGGAGGACCAGUGUACGUUCCAGCACCGCUCGUUCAGAGCCAACGACUCCCUGGGCUUCAUGCUGCUCCUCGCCCUGAUCCUUCUGGCCACCCAGCUUGUCUACCUCAAGCUAAUCUUCUUCGUUCAUGACCGCCGGAAGAUGAAACCAGUCCAGUUUGUGCCUGCCGUCAGCCAAAACUGGACCUUCCAUGGCCCCGGGGCCAGCGGCCAAGCAGCGGCUAACUGGCUGGCGGGGUUCGGCAGGGGCCCCACCCCGCCCACCCUGCUGGGGAUCAGGCAGAACAGCAAUGCAGUGGGCCGGCGACGCCUGCUGGUGCUGGACGAGUUUAAGACUGAAAAGAGGAUAAGUAGGAUGUUCUUCAUCAUGACCUUCUUCUUUCUCACGCUCUGGGGCCCCUACCUAGUGGCCUGCUAUUGGAGGGUGUUUGCCAGGGGCCCCGCGGUACCAGGGGGGUACUUGACAGCGGCGGUGUGGAUGAGCUUCGCCCAGGCGGGAGUCAACCCCUUUAUCUGCAUCUUCUCCAACAGGGAGCUCCGGCGCUGCUUCAGCACCACUCUCCUUUACUGCAGAAAGUCCAGGUUACCUAGGGAACCCUACUGCGUUAUAUGAAGGCUUGGGUUGUUUUUUUCCUUCCACUCCUCCACUGAUUGACAUCAAUUUGGGUUUUGUCCCAUUGUACAGCUCUCUUUCUCUUCAUCCUCCUGUUUCUCCUCCUCCUCCUUCCCUCUCUUCUGAGGCAGAAGUUGAACUGUCAAUCACUCCCUUGGUUCUGUGAUUGAACAUCAUACAUGGAGGUUGAAGAGAAUGAAUAAGCAGGUAGCUGAGAACCCUUCCUAUGUUUAUGUUCUAGUAAACAACUGCUGUGGAAAGUAAUUUAGAAGCAGAGAAGAACAAAAAAAUGGUGAAACUACAAAAACAAAGGACUGACCCCUUGCUUUGGAUAUUUUGACGAUAAUUCAGUGAGGUAAAAGAUUCCGGUGAAAAAAAACAAAAAACUAAGAAACCAUUUCCUCUAAGGAGUCACUGGAAUUGUUUUACAUUUAAAAGUUGCACUAAAAAGAAGAUGUAAAGAUGCUUUUUUUGAUCAAUGGUUGCAUUGCAAGGUGCAAGGACAACUUGUUUUUCCCUCUAACUAAACAAUGAAUGCUUUAAUUUGCAAAUGACACCCCAUUCGUUGUAUGUAAAGCAAAACAAUGUUCGGUGACUAACUGUUGGAAUACACCUUCACAAGAGGAUUAAAUUGGUUUUAAAUGUAAGUGAUAUCUUUUUUUAUUUUAGGGGGUGA